Molecule: messenger RNA, 1884 nt
Organism: Rhea pennata
Lineage: Eukaryota; Metazoa; Chordata; Aves; Rheiformes; Rheidae
Gene: RSPO1
Product: R-spondin 1
Exons: 8
Coding region: 556-1338 (260 amino acids)
Source: RefSeq, a predicted model, not a curated record
GAAUUCCCUCAUGCAGGAGUUUGCACUGGAUGCCUUUACAAAGCUGGAUACUCUGGGAGCAGCGUGGGCUGAUGGAGCGUGAACCAGCCCGGGCGAUCUUUACGAGCUGAAAUCCUGCACCUCGCAGAAGGAAAUGUGCAUGUAACUUUCUCUGGAGGAACCGAGGAUUUUUGUAGUUUGGUCUCGUAGCAUUUUAAAACUGAGACACCAGUAGAGUCUUUUCGGCAGGGAUGAGUGAGUGACGAGGCGGAGUUCCUGUGCAUGCACAUGGACACGACACGCAGCUAGCGCUUGUGGCCCAAGCCCCCAGGUGGGACCAGACCCACACUCCUGCGCUCCUUAUGGGGUUGACUGCAGAAUCACGUUACCCGCUACCUAAGCUGUCUGUGGCUGACCUUAUAGUUUGCGGAUAUGGUCCUGCACCAGGCUUCGCGCACAGACAUUCAGUCCUGAUUGAGCCCAAGGCUUACUAGCAGAAGCAGACCGAGAUCCCCAGCUGCGGACUGGACCCCUGACCGCCCUGCAACAUCGGGGCUGCAGCGCUGCAGAGUUACUAUGCAGCUUGGACUCUUUGUGGCGGUGGUUUUUCUAAGCUCCAUGGAUCUAACAGGCAGCAGCAAAGUGCUCAAGGGCAAGAGGCAAAGACGAAUUAGCGCUGAGCUCAGCCAGGGCUGCGCGAGAGGCUGCGACCUGUGCUCCGAGUUCAACGGGUGCCUGAGAUGUUCCCCCAAGCUCUUCAUCCUGCUGGAGAGGAACGACAUCCGACAGAUCGGGAUUUGCCUGCCAUCUUGUCCACUGGGAUACUUUGGCCUUCGCAAUACGGACAUGAACAAGUGCAUCAAAUGCAAAAUUGAGAACUGUGAGUCCUGUUUCAGCCGAAACUUUUGCACAAAAUGUAAGGAAGGUUUGUAUUUGCACAAAGGGAGAUGCUACGUCACGUGCCCCGAAGGCUACUCGGCUGCCAACGGCACCAUGGAGUGCGGCAGUCCUGCGCAGUGUGAGAUGAGCGAGUGGGGCCCCUGGGGGCCCUGCUCCAAGAAGAGGAAGCUGUGCGGCUUCAAGAAGGGCAACGAGGAUCGGACGCGGAGGAUCCUGCAGGCCCCCGCCGGGGACGCGUCCCUGUGUCCCGCCACCACGGAGGUGCGCAGAUGCACCGUGCAGAAGAGCCAGUGCCCCGAAGGGAAAAGAAAGAAAAAAGAGGAGCAAGGAAGGCAAGACAACGCGAAUGGAAGCAGAAAUCGGAAAGACACCAAAGAUGCUAAGUCUGGCACCAGGAAGAGGAAGAGCAAGCAGAGGGGGGCUGCGCUCCUCGCGACGCCUGCUAGCCCUACCCAAUAGCUGCCCCUUUACGUCGCCCGAGGGCAAGACUUCGUUGCUGCUAUGUAUAUGAAAGCUUUAUUGAACCGGAGCACUGCUACACAGCACGUACACAUGUUCAGACAGACAGACAUCUAUCCCAGACGCGCUCACAGACCCGGCAGGAACCACGCCCGCAGGUACUUGGGGAGGCUGCAGACGCGCAGCGCGGGGCCGCCCGGGCAGCCCUCCGCCACGGGGCUGCGGGGGGACGCGCCGGUCCCGCGGGACGCCGCGCGGCAGAGGCGCGGGGUGGGUCAGAGCCAAGAGCACGGGCGCGAGGACUCGCGACAGAGUGCCUCGCUCAAGAUCAGCCGCGCAGCCCCGGCACAGAGCGGCUCCCGCCAGGCGGACGAGGCUGGAAUUGAAUUUCUGCGCUUCCAAAUCACGGAGUCCUGCAAAGGCGGCGGCCUCGUUCUCUUCCCCCCAUCCUUUAUUUUGUGUUUUAAGCUGUAUGACUUUAUCAUUGAGAAUACAUGUUAAACGUUUGUGAUAAGAGGUCAGUGGUAUCUGCCCUGAAUCUGCUUC